GGAUGUGCUAAUUUCUGUCUUUGAAUUGGUGUAAUUCUGUAGCUUCACUUUAUCAAACUAGAAAACGCCUUAAAAAGGCAGUCCGUUCAGACGUUGGGAAUUACAACGGGACCGUGAACGCAGCACCGCCAUCACUGAUCAUUGGCAGGAAAACAUGGCGACGUCUGUUUUGGUCCGAAGGUUAGCAGCUCUGUCGGGGGCUUCUGCGGUGGGAGCUGGGGCUUACGGAGCUCACGGUUUCAAAAACAGAGACCCUGAUGACUACCGAUUUGCGCUUUACGAAACUGCCAACAAAUACCAUUUCUACCACAGCCUGGCCCUGCUGGGUGCUGCACAUUGCGGAAGGCCUCUUGUGGCUGGCAGCAUCCUGCUGGCGGGCAUGGGGAUGUUCUGCGGCCCCCUGUACCACCAGGCUCUGACCGGAGACCCCAGCCUGGGCAAACUGGCUCCCGUGGGCGGUGUCGCCAUGAUUGCCGGCUGGCUGGCCAUGAUCCUCUGAAAGUGUGACGGCUCGCGUCUUCUCCAGAGGCCCGCCGUGCCCCGGCUAACUGUCAGACCUCGGCCCGGAUGGAGUGGGGAGCUCGUAGCUGGAGUUUGCUGAGGGGCAGAGCCGUUAUAAUGUCAACCGUCCAACGGCCGCCUGCCUCCAGGAGGAGGAUGUCAGCGGGAGAUAAGGUCGCGGCGGGAUUAUCACUCCUCGGCCGCCGCUGUCGGACUCUGAUUGCUGCCUCGUGACUGUUUUUUCUUUUUUUUGCUAAACUUUAGAGGGGAAAUGAGUGUGGCGCGUUUUUGAAGCAUUCCCCCAACCCUCCAGCCGUAGAUCAUCUCUAAUGAAAUGUCAGCUGCGGACAGGAGAGGAAUACGCUAACGAGCUAACGGAGAUGCCGCACGCUGUUAAAUAGUUGUUUUGUUUUUUUGUGUAUACUCGUGCAGCCUAGGUGUCCUCAAAUCAGGGCUUGUUUGUGUGUCAGCAUUAUAUCUGAGAAAAAUGAUCCUUUGCCUACAGUUUAGGGAUCAUGAAACACGGCAUUGUUUAGUUUUCUACACAUUUGUUAUUGGCGAACAAGCAUGGCGUGUUCUAAUCACUUGAAAUAAAUUCUCCAGACUUUAUUAAA
Molecule: messenger RNA, 1115 nt
Organism: Fundulus heteroclitus (mummichog)
Lineage: Eukaryota; Metazoa; Chordata; Actinopteri; Cyprinodontiformes; Fundulidae
Product: transmembrane protein 256
Exons: 4
Coding region: 155-499 (114 amino acids)
Source: RefSeq, a predicted model, not a curated record